This is a messenger RNA of Symphalangus syndactylus (siamang), 1629 nucleotides long. Its product is annotated as basic salivary proline-rich protein 1-like. The record is from RefSeq and is a predicted model, not a curated record. Lineage: Eukaryota; Metazoa; Chordata; Mammalia; Primates; Hylobatidae.
AUGGCCGCCAGCAAGGAGCCGGCGCGGGGGGCAUGUCCCGCAGGCUCACAGCAGCGCGCGUCCCACUGCAGCGCCCGGCGGCCGCCGCCGCCUCCUCCUCCGCCGCCGCCGCCGCCGCCUCCAAGUUGUAAGCGGCGGCGGCAGCAGCAGCAGCAGCAGCGGGGAGGCGGGGGGCGGGGAGGCUGGGGGGGGCCCCCUCCGCUGGGGCCGCCACAGCCACCGCCACCGCGAGGCGGCUGGCGGGGCAGGGGCGGCGCUGGCCCGGGCUCAGCCGAAAAGGCGGACAGGCACAGGAGGCUGCUCGAGCGCCGGGGCCAGGCGUCCGGGAACCCCGACACCCUGCGCCAGACCCGGCCGAAGCAGCCCGCCCCACUGCGCAGGGCCAUGCAGGGCGGCCCCGCUGGGUACCGCGCGGGCCUCGCUGCCCUCCGCACCCCGCCCCCCGCUCCCGCGGGAAAAGCAGGGACUGGAACCGGAGCCAGAAAGCGGCCGGAGGGCGGCCGCGGGGCCCGGUACCCCUGUGGGUCCAGCUCGCGGGUGGCGGCGCCCAGCAAGGAGCCUGCAGGUCCGCGCGCCCCGCCGGACCUGCUUCCCCUUUUACCUCUCCUCGCCCCCUCUCGGUGGUGGGGAGGAAAAGUUUGCGAAGUGGCGGUGUCUCUGGAGUCCCCUGCAAGCGGAGAGGGGGCCGAGCAGAUAGGAAAACUUCCAGCAAGACAGGAUCACGUGCCCAGGAUCCCACAGUGAUUCCGAUGUGGAGCCAGCCCUGGAAGCCUCUCCGUGGCUUCUGUCUAGCCCUCCUUCGAGGACCCCCGCUGCUUUCUGGCCCCAAGCUUAGAGUGCCUUGAGUGGCCACCUACCAGCCCCCAGGCCCUGGUUCUUCCUCUCUUCCACCCGUGGGAAUAGACCCGUGGACUCAGGACCUCCCAGGCAGUGUCUGAGCCGUGGAAGCAGAGGGUUCCUCAUCCGCCCGUCCACACCCCACAUGUGCCACUUUCCAAGGCGCUGGACCUGCGGGUGGAAUGGGAGCUCCUGGGAGCAAAGCCUGGGCUCAAUCAAGCAUCCUCCCUACAUCCCCAGCAUCCAUCCCGGAUGGUGUGUGCCACACAACAGCCCAGAGAGUCCGGCUGGGGGCAGUGCCUCUGGGUGCCUGCCUCCCUCACAGCCCCCGUGGGUCUGGGUGUCCCAACUCUAGCCCCACCUGGAGAAGCAUGUGGAACUGAGGUGUGGCCAAUCAGAGUCCAGAAUUCCACAGGGCCACGGUGAUUGGCUGGAUUUGGACGUGUGAAGGCCCACCUCAACCAAUCACAGCCCUCCUCUGGGUAGGGCUGUCAGCAGAUAGGUGACCUGAGGAGGGAGGCAGGUCCUUCCUGACUCUUUGAGAACCCCAACGCAGGCACGUAGCGCACACGCGAGCCACCCAACUGGGGUGAGCAAGUGCAUUCUCUUGUGGGCUUAAGCCACAGUCAGUUGGUCCCAAGCCUGUCCGGUGCUGCUGGUGCCCGUGCGCUGUGUUCACAGCCUGUCUGUGCCCUCCAGCAGCCCCAACAUGGGCCUCCCUUGGACCUCAGUUUCUGUAAAAACAGAUGUACCUUAUUAGCUAAUAAAGAACAUCAUGGUUUUAUAACUCCA